This is a messenger RNA of Acanthosepion pharaonis, 1053 nucleotides long. The record is from the annotation of a GenBank genome assembly. NCBI's taxonomy places the organism in Eukaryota, Metazoa, Mollusca, Cephalopoda, Sepiida, Sepiidae.
AUGCAUGAAUUUUUCUCGUCAUUCGUUGUUUCAUUCAUUUUUUUUUUUCUUUCGUUCUCUUUUGAUUUUCAAUCAUUUCUUUUAAGUACUUUUUCUCAUUCACUUUUAAAUUUUUUUCUAAUUGAGAAAAUUCUUCCUGUUGUUACAUUCCCAGGUUUUCUUUCUUUUGCUCAUCCAUCUCUACUUUCUCACUCUGUUUUUCCCCCUCUCUCUCUCUCUGUUCCUCUUCAUUUUCUCUCUCUCUCUCUCCUCUUUCCCUGUCUCUCUCUUCUGUUCAUCUCUCUCUCUCUGUUCCUCUUUCCCCCUCUCUCUCUCUCUCUCUCUGUUCCUCUUUCCCCCCGUCUCUCUCUCUCUCUCUGUUCUCUCUUCCCCCCCCCUCUCUCUCUCUCUCUGUUCCUCUUCCCCCCUCUCUCUCUCUCUCUCUGUUCCUCUUCCCCCCGUCUCUCUCUCUCUGUUCCUCAAAAAUUUCCCCCCUUAUCUCUCUCUCUCUGUUUCCUCUUUCCCCCCGUCUCUCUCUCUCUGUUCCUCUUUCCCCCCCUCUCUCUCUCUCUGUUCUCUUUCCCCAUCUCUCUGAAAUUCUCUGUUCCUCUCUCUCUUUCUCUCUCUCUCUCUCUCUUCAGAAUUCCUUUUUCCUCUCUCUGUUCCUCUUCUCUCUCUGUUCUCUCUGUUCUUUUUUAUGUCUCUCUCUCUCUCUCUGUUUUUCCCCCCCCUCUCUCUCUCUCUCUCUGUUCCUCUUUCCCCCAUCUCUCUCUCUCUCUCUGUUCCUCUUUCCCCCCUGUCUCUCUGUCUCUCUCUCUUUUCCUUGCGAAAUGUCUCUCUCUCUCUGUUCCUCUUUUAAAAUCUCUCUCUCUCUCUAUUUUUUCCUUCUGUCUCUCUCUCUCUCUGUUUUUUUUUCUUCUGUCUCUCUCUCUCUCUUUUCCUUUUUCUCUCUCUCUCUCUUUUUCCUGUUCUCUCUCUCUCUUUUUUUUCCUUCUGUCUCUCUCUCUCUCUUUUUCCUUCCGUUUCUCUCUCUCUCUCUGUUCAUAUCUUUUCCUUGAAUCUCCAAAUUUAUGA